Sitodiplosis mosellana (orange wheat blossom midge) is the source of this 2998-nucleotide messenger RNA. RefSeq lists its product as uncharacterized. Gene Ontology annotation, molecular function: protein binding. The coding region runs from base 705 to 1652 and encodes 315 amino acids. NCBI's taxonomy places the organism in Eukaryota, Metazoa, Arthropoda, Insecta, Diptera, Cecidomyiidae. The record is from RefSeq and is a predicted model, not a curated record. The transcript has 6 exons.
CGUGUAGCAAGCAGUUCAUCGGUGGAUGUUUCUUCAACCCUUCAAGCGUAUCGCGAGCAUAUCGAUGUAUGGUAUAGUAAACAUUCAUUCAUUUAGACUGUGACCCCUACACCAAUCGUCGUGUACAAUCACGAUAUGGCGCAAGCAUGCGCCGCUGUUUACAACUUUCCCACAGACACACACACACACACACACAAUGUGUCACACACACAUAGAGUGUGACACACGCGCGCGUACACACUUAUUCCAUUUUCAAACGUAUAGCGUACGAGUAAAACGCUACACACAAAAUCCUUCGUCUCCAGUAGACCGAGAAUGGAAUAAUCGAAAAUACAAGAGAAAAAAAAAUCGUCUUUCCUGUCUAUUCGUGCAUAUCAUUUCAAAGUGAACGCAUUUUCGGCCAAUAUUUGGUCUCAAUUCGAAUGUAAGUGAGAAGAAUAAUAUCAAUUUAUUUGUUAAGACGGGGGCGGUUGUGUAAAAUUCAUUAGUUGUGCUGUUCCAUUAACCCCAACACCGUCUGCUGUCUGCUGUCUGCUGUCGAUUCGCAAUUGCAUGACCACAUCAGUACUACGCACACUUAUUAAGAGAUUAACAAACGACGAAUAUAAUGGAGCCGCCAUCAUCAUCGGCAGCACACAAAUGCGAUUCCAAUGGCAUAAUGAUGCGUGUAACUAAACGAAGACAAUAAGACAAAAUUCAACAAAAUGAUGUUGGCGGCCAAUUUUUGUGGGCCUGGAAUGUUGAUUCCAGCGCUUCUCAAGGAAAACAAACUAUAUACGUCACAUUUUUGGAUCAUCGCCAUCCUAUUGUUGCUUCCAUUGAUGGGGGCAAAUGCCGAAAAGAAUAAAAAUUAUCACAUCCAAACGUUGUGUAAAAACCAUUUCUCCCAAUUGAUGUAUAAAAAGAUUGACGGGGCUCUGUUGUGGUCGCAAAAUGAACGGAAUCUCAAUUGCGGCGUCACAUUUCAGACGCAUUCCAUUUUACAGCGAUUUAUGUUGCGCUUCGAUAUGCUUCAAUUAGAUUGUAACGAUCAUUUAUUCAUUUAUGACGGUGCGAAUGCAGUCGGUCAAUCGAAGUAUAAUGUAUCGUGUAGAAAUACAAAACAGUUAGUCGGUGCGCUGUUUACGCAAACCAAUUUUGUCACAUUAAAAUAUGUCACAGACAAUUGGGGCACGGAUAGCAAUGGGUUUAAGCUCAUUAUUACCGCCAUCAAAGAUCCAAAGCACGUAUGCCAAUCAUUUUUGUGUGCUUCUCGAGAGCUCUGCAUCCAUCCAGACUUGGUGUGCGACGAGGUGAACCACUGCGGAGAUAAUUCUGAUGAGAGCCAUUGUCAGAGUAACAAAGCAGCUACAUUGCUGGGACUUGAGCUGACGUGGCUCGUACUGGUAUCAGUGACAUUCUUUUUGGCCAUUGGAGGCGUUUUGGCCGGUUUACUGAUGUGCGUAUGCCGUCAAAAUCCGAAUUCGUCUGAAAAUCAGAUUCAAUCAAUCGACAUGAAUGGAUCAACGAAGUAUCUGCAUAAAUUGCAUUCACACAAAACGGCAUCGUUGUCGGGAAACUUGCAUCACCCUGCGAACAAACACGGGUACACACAACAAAUAUUGUCGAUGGUCACCGAACACCAACGCAUAUGGCGUCUAGCGAUCUAUUAAAUAUGAAACAAUUUGAUCCAACUAAUUUAUCCCAAACGACAACGUCGACGAUUGUCACAACUGCACAGAAGGAAGAGUGGUUUGUUUGAGACGAACCGCUUUGCCCAUAGACGAUGGAUACGAACAAACAAACUAGAAUUUUUCAAACGAAUUUUUCUUUAGGAUAUCUCGAUCGUGAUCAAGAACGUAGCAAAAUGACAAACCCAACAAAAAUGGAUAAAUUAGCGUUAUCAUAUUUAUUAGGUGAAAAAAGAAGGACGAACGCGAGUGGUAGUUUAUAUUUUGAUGUUGAGUGACUUGAAAACAAUAUUUCUUAGAAUAUCGAAUUCGCAGGGUGUAAAAAAAUUUACAGGAUGUACCCAACAAAAAAAAAACAAACAACAAAAUGCUCACUUCCCUUUGGAAGGAGGAGCCAAUUUAAUUAAAUAAGAUAAAAAAAAUGUCACACAAAUAGUACAUUUUCUCUCUCCAUUUUUUGAAGACUUUUUUUGAACGUAUCAUUUUUGACUGUUUUAUCAUAAGAAUUUUUUUCUAAACGUUUAACUGAAUUAACAAAAAAAAGAACAAAAGUAUAUUAAUAAAAUGAAUUGUAGAUGAAUAUAUCAGCACUAUGCUAGUUAAGGAAUGAGAUAACAACACAACAAACAAACCCAACAACAAAUGAAAUAUCAGUUCAAUUAAACAGACAAAAACAACAACAACACACACACACACAAAGAGAUUAAAUUUUAAGAGACUAAAUGUAGUUUAAAAAGUUCGAAAGACUUUAAGGUCGUAUAAGUGUUGAAAGUAAUUUAUUUUUCCCCUUUAUUGUACCUACUGUAUCGAAUUCAAUAGCGCGAGCGAAUCUGUAUCAGUGAGAAUGGAGAAAAAAACACCAGGAAACAAACACCUAAAUAGAAGAAUAUUUUCCCCCCGAAUCAAAAAUCAUAUUCCCAAUUUUAUUUUCGUAGCGAAAAGAUCAAAACAUAUUUACUUUAUCAAAUCAAAAAAAUGAGAAUAUUCCAUUUUAUUUGCAAGAUUUUCUCUUCUAUUUUUUGUUUUUGCUUAUGAAUCUUUUUUUUUCGAGAGAACAAUUCUUCAAUCUUAAUUACGUGUCACGGAUUGGUAAUCAAAUUUAUUUUUAUGCAAUAGGCUUAUUUACUUUAAUCAUUAGCACAUUACAAUUAUGUUAAGCGACAAUGAAAAAAGACAAAUUUGAAAAGAAUUUAUUUCAUUACAUCUUUCGUUCAAUUUCUAACUGGAAGAGAAAGAGAAGAAAUAAAUCUAACUAAAUAAAAACCACAAUUUGAUGUCAGAGUAAACCAAAUAGAAAAUAAAUAGUGAAUAUUGAUGGCCUGAUUCAA